AUGGCGGACGAACCAGGACAACCCCCCGCUCUCACCACGCUGAGCCUGGCCGAGAAGGCCCCCGCGUCCAAGGCAGUCUCCCAGGUUGUCACUCCUUUCGAUGUGUCCGGUGGUGUCGACGAGUCGGGCAAGCUUCUCCCAGUCGACUAUGAUAAAUUGGUUCGAGAAUUCGGAGCUACUCGUAUCUCCAAAGAACUGCUCGAGCGCUUCGAAAGAGUGACUGGACGUCGGCCUCAUCGAUUCAUGCGCAGAGGAAUUGUGUUCAGCCACCGUGACUUGAACUUGAUUCUUGAUCGUUAUGAGAAGGGACAACCGUUCUACCUCUACACUGGGCGUGGACCUAGCAGCGACAGCAUGCACGUUGGACACACGAUUCCCUUUGAGUUCACCAAGUGGUUGCAGGAUGUCUUCGAUUGCCCUCUGAAAUACAUGCAUUCGCAGAAGAUCGAGAUUGAGGAUGCUAAGAGAUAUACGAAAGCAAAUGCGAUGGACAUCAUUGCGGUCGGUUUUGAUAUGAAGAAGACAUUUAUUUUCAGCGACUUCGAUUUCGUUGGCGGCGCAUUCUAUGAGAACAUCUGCAGAAUGGCGAAGAGGAUCACAAUAAACUCUGUCCGAGGAACUUUUGGAUUUAACGACAGCAACAACGUCGGAGAAUUCCACUUCUGCGCCACUCAAUCUGCCACUGCAUUUGCGACAAGCUUCCCUCACAUCUUCGGUACCGACAGGAAGAAGGUCUCGUCGAUUCCUUGCCUGAUUCCCUGUGCGAUCGACCAGGACCCGUACUUCCGUCAGUGCCGUGAACACGCCGAGAAGAUGAAGUACAAGAAGCCAUCGUUGAUCCAUGCCAUCUUCCUUCCCGCUCUUCAAGGUCCUGGCUCGAAAAUGUCUGCCAGUGUCGAUACAUCCGCCAUCUACAUGAACGAUGCCCCUAACCGAAUCAAGAACAAAAUCAACAAGUACGCCUUCUCUGGAGGACAGGAUACAGCUGAGCUGCAGCGUCAACUGGGUGCCAACACCAAGGAUGACGUCCCAUUCCAGUACCUCACCUUCUUCCUGGAGGACGAUGAGGAGCUGGAGCGCAUCCGUGUGGCUUAUGCGAAGGGAGAUAUGCUUACCGGCGAGGUCAAGCAAAAAUGUAUUGCGGAGCUACAGGCUUACGUUCAGGCCUUCCAGGAACGCAGAGCCAAGGUCACCGACGAGGUGGUUGCUGAGUUCAUGCGGCCUCGGCCCCUCGAGUGGAAAGGCAACCCCAACCCCAUCGUUGUUGAGAAGAACUAG
Molecule: messenger RNA, 1278 nt
Organism: Aspergillus thermomutatus
Lineage: Eukaryota; Fungi; Ascomycota; Eurotiomycetes; Eurotiales; Aspergillaceae
Product: tryptophan--tRNA ligase WRS1
Exons: 3
Coding region: 1-1278 (425 amino acids)
Biological process (GO): tryptophanyl-tRNA aminoacylation
Cellular component (GO): cytoplasm
Molecular function (GO): ATP binding; tryptophan-tRNA ligase activity
Source: RefSeq, a predicted model, not a curated record